CUAACACAUUUGCUUUAAAUAGGAGUAACAGAAAUACAUGGUGUUGAAAUAAAGCAAAGUAAUCAGGUGGAAAACCUUUCCAUGAUUUUUUUAUGUUCAUCCAAAGAGGUAUUUUAUUUCAGUGUAUUGCUCCCAACCAGAAAAGGAAUCAGACCAGAAGAUACUUAAUUAUACUUAUCUACCAACCCUGAAUAGAAGUAUCUAGUUUACAUACUUUAACAUUAGAUUAUUUUUCUUCUUUUGCCCUUUCCUUUAGUUUCUUAUUUUGUAACAUGCAACCCACAAAAACAGGUUAAUAAAUUUAUACUAUAUAUAUAUAUAUGUAUAUGAAGUUGGGCCUAAUCAGAAGAUUCUAAAUUCGAGGGAAUCCAGGUGUGAGCAACAACAGAACACACAGUGUCUACAAGAAAAGAGCAACAUUUAAUAUAAUAAACAAUUGUGGAUCCACAUUUAAAACAGACAAACAAAUACUGCGCGCUUUUAAAAAAUAAUUAAUAAAUAAAUUGAAUACUUCAGUCUCCAAUGCAUCAAUUGUUCAGUCUCAAAGUCUCUCAGUUGGUGACCAGUCGGGUCACUAUCUACCCAUGUGCCUGGUCCUCUGGGCUGGGGCUCGCCAUCCAGGUUCAGGAGAAGAGGGUCUUGGAAUCUCUGGCCCUCCAGGCCAAAAGUGUAUCAUAAAAGCUCAAAAAAAAAAAAAAAAAACCUGACCUAUAACAAGGCCAAAGUAAAACAUCUUAGCACAUAAGAUGCCAGCAUCACUAAAACUUAAGCUAUAUUUAAUCAUAUCUCAAGUCCUUCUUAUUUUUUUUCUUUCAUGUUGUACAACAAGUUAACAGAAUACAAAUUUUCCAACAUAUUAGUAAAACUAAAGAGAUUAGCUUAUAUGUGUCAAAAAAAAGAAUAUAAUAUACAGCCAAUUUUCACCAAAUUUUCUUAACCAACUGCCGAGCGCGUGCGAUGACUCACCGAUGCUCCGAGCCGUCAACGGUUAUUUUUCGGGCUUCAGUUGUUCAUGGGGAAAACCCUCAGAGAUCUAAUAAAACCGAAUUUAGUAUUUUGAAUUAUAUAUUUAGUGAAUUUCUAUUAAUAUUGUUUUCCUUGGGCUACCAAUUUCCAGAUUCGUCAAUUUCUUACUAGCUCUUUACGGAAACGACCGUCAGCUGUUAGCUCUCAAGCCUGUCUGCCGCGCUCCGAACGAAACAACCGCCAGCUGUUGAAAAGGGGCGGGACGAUCAACCCCAUUGGCCGACGCGAAAACAGACCGCGCCAGCCAUUGGCUGCAUAAUCUGUCAAUAGAAGCUAACACUAAAGGCAUAUUUCACAUUUUUGAAGAUUAACUUUAUUACCUUUUAGCUCUUGUGGCAGAAUAAGACAUUAAAUCAACAUCUAUUAUUUUUUUAUUUUUUUGUGUGUUUUUAAACACUGGGUUACAAUUUCCCUUUAAUUCCUGUAAAGCAUUUUGUAUUGCCUUGUUGCUGAAAAUGUGCAAUAUAAAUAAAAUUACCUUGACCUUUACCUUUUGAACAAACAAAAUGCAUUUGCAGUGUUUGUCGAGAAGAGAAGCAGCAGCUCUGAGAAGGCGGAGUUUUGUAUUAAACAUAAAUUCGAUUUUAACUGGACACCAACAGAAAGUGAAGUCGUCACCACCAGCACAACUCUGCAAGGUAAGCUGUAGCUUUGCUGGCAUCGAGUUUCAGAUUAACAUCUUACCUUAUUGUAAACUCAGAUUUGUAUUGUCGUCUUUGAAAACAGAAGGAAAGUUUCCUCAAAUUUAAUGACGCUCCUUCAAAAGACAUGCCAUCCAAGUCAACUGCAAUGCAGGCUUGGUGGCAGGUGAGGGUGGGAGCUUGGAAAUGUUGAUUCCCAGGGUCACAUCAUGACAACGGGACAUCGAAUGUCACAUCACUGGCAGUGAAAGAGAUGGCAUUGUCUGGAAGGCCUUGUGUACAAAGACGUGCAUGGAUUCCUUGCUUUAACAUUACCUGUGUUUCCAUCCCAAAUGUGUGAAAAACACUGUCAAUAUUACGCUAAUAUAUAUAAAAACAUAAUUAAAAAUACAUAAAUUCACAAAUGUUUCCAUUAAAUGAGAAACGUACCUAAAAUCACAUGUGAAUAAGUCUGUAACUACAGAUAAUAUCGCACCAUGAUCCUCCAACCACUUCCUGUCAUCUACUUCUUUGUGCUUUCCACCAGCAGCAGCUUCCCCACAGUUAAAUAAUAUGUUAUUUUUGCGCCACACUCACAUCUGCGUAUCUACACAUCCUCCGCAGCAAGUGGGAAGAGUGAAGAAUUUAACUCCAUGGACAAGUGUCUCACAAGUGCUGCACCUCAAAUGAAAAUCAACGUUAACCCAGAAGUAAAACCAAAGGUCAACAUCAACCCACCUGAGCAGCGGGAUGUAAACCUCAACCAAAGGCGUUUUAACACUCCAAAUGUCGCUCUUCACUGCUGCUUUACGUUUUCUACAAGAAUGGUGGCAAAAGAACAGGUCCGUUCAUACUACAAGACCGGUUCCCACUGCUCAAAGUCUGCAGUCUUGUUCGUCAUGACGUCAGGGAGUUACAUCUGUGUGAAUCCAAAGCUCUUCUGGGUCCAGAGGAUCACGAAGGAUCUAGACAAAAAAAGAUUUUAAAGACACCAAGAGCCCAUUGUUUUAUUAUUUUUUAUUUGUUUGCUCACAGUGGAGAUGAUGAUUAUUUUAUGCGCUGAGGACUUUGUCUGUUUGUGCAUGUCAAAAAACAACUGACAGCCUCUAACUUUAAUUGUGGUUUCUCAUUUUUUGGAAAGACACAAAAUAUCAACACAAAGUCCAAAACAGAAGAAGAAGAAGAAGAAGAAAAGUCAGAUUAGAUCAAAAUUACAAACAGCCUUGCAUGGCAUUGAGAAUGUUAUUUGCUAAACCCUAAAAAAACACAAGUUGUAACUUGGUCAAUGUAUAAAGGAAGGGAUUCCUUGUAUGGAUUAUUAAAAUCAGUUUUUGUCCACUUGUCUUUACAGAAACUGUAUUAAUAAUAACGUUAUUAAUACAGUUGGUUAUUCUGUUGCAGACUCUGCUUCAGCUCCCUGCACAGUUUCAGUAGGUUUAAGAUUAACCUACUACUUCAAACUGCCAACUGCACAAACAGUGGUUGUAAUUUAAUGUGUAAACACUUUAUUCUAUAAUCCAAAAUAUCUGUAAACUUUCUUUCUAAUUGUUCUGCUGUUCCAAUUUUUCCUGUUGUUCAAAACAGCCUCUGCUCCACUUUGGCAAAUCUAACAGUGACAGGAAUCUGGAUUUCAUAAAAAUGAACGUUGAUCUGUUUAAAAUGUUCAUAGAAACAGGAAGAUUAUAGGAAAAAAAUGAACAUUUAACUCCAGAAGAACACAGAUUGACAUAAUUGUAUGGCUGUUGAGUCUUUUGAGUUUUGAAUCUCUGGCACAAACUGAGAUGAGCUCAAUCAACAUUCGCAGAAUAAAAAAACAAAAAACAACACACAAUCAGCAAUAAAAUCUCCAUUCAAAAUGGCGUCCUCCACUUUGUCCUGAAAUCUCACGGAGGUAUUUGGGUGUGAGUGAUCUUCAAAGUGACCUAUUUGCCGAUGAUAUUAUAAUAUACUCGAUGAAUCUGACAAAUUCUUUAACUCAAUUAAAUGGAAACUUGGUCUUUCUGCAAACAGAAAGGCCCCAGUCUGGGAUUUGAACCCAGAACCUUAUUGCAUGACAGUGGUGCUAUCACUAUGCAGCCAACAAUAAAAUAAAAUAAAAUAAAAAAUGCAUUAAUUUACCUUUAGCAGCCGGAGUGAUGAAUCAAAUGAGCUAUCGUCACUCUGGGCUGACUCUGAUGGUACUUCUGUUCAUAUGAGUUCAUACUAAAUCUUUUUAUUCUGUUUUAAUUACAAAUCUUCACAGGAACAACCAAAUAAGGUCAGCCUGGAAGGUGUACCAGCAGAUUCUUUAUCAGCUUUCGUUUCCUUCCUUACUUGCUUCUGGGCAAUCAGAUUAUGAUUGUCCGUCGUAAAUUACACUCCAUGUUGCAAAACCGAAGCCAGUGAGUCUGAUCAGAGCCUGAAAGGUUGAAUCAACAUCCAGGUGAUCAGGAUGGUUCCCUUCUUCUUCAUUCACCUGCUACUGAUGGCUCUGCUGCUCCAACACACUGAAGAAAAGAAGGAACAGAGGAGACAGAAGCCACCGAAACAUGAUGAAGUGUUGCAUCAUCAAGAGUUUUGCUUGAGUAUUCCUGCAGCUCCUCAGUCGAUCGGUUUGCAUUUUGAACCCCCACAGCCUACAAAGCUGGCAUCCAAACCCAAACCAACUGGAGAUCCCAAUAGUCCCAAACUGGACAUACCCAGACAAGCAAAUGGUAAAGAAAACUAUCGAUCUUCUGGUGUUCCUGAAAGAGCACCAAUAAUCCCCUUCAGUCCUUUGCGGGGUCCAGUCUUGAGUAUUCCUGAAGCUCCUCCAGUCGGAUGUUACUGCAAAGGGAAAAACACGAAGCUGUUCACUAAGACCAACCAAGUCAGAAGGCUGACCAUACAAUAUCCCACUGAAACCUGCAGAUCAACUGAAUACAUUGAAAUUUUAGAAGACGGGACUUAUGUUUGUGUAAAGCAGUUCAACUUCUUUUUGGCUCAUUUUCUUCGGUCUCCGUCCAAACAAGUACCAGAGCAAAGGCCAACAGAAUCAGCUGAGAUCUCAUCUACCACACAUCAGAGCACAACUGCAGAGACAACCACCCCGACACACCUGGUAAAAGGAACCAAUGGGCCACCAGACUUAAGUAUCAAUUAUGGACCGGCUCCAGGUGAAGAUCAAGACCAACUACGAGAGGUACCCCUUCUGGUUAAGGUUGAAAAUGUAAGGAUCAUUGAUCAUGGCAUCUCAGGUAAAAGCUAUAUUUUCUAUGGAUUGUUUGUAGUGACUUUGGUAAAAAACAAACAACAAAAAUAA
Molecule: messenger RNA, 4926 nt
Organism: Gambusia affinis (western mosquitofish)
Lineage: Eukaryota; Metazoa; Chordata; Actinopteri; Cyprinodontiformes; Poeciliidae
Exons: 10
Coding region: 4078-4926 (282 amino acids)
Source: RefSeq, a predicted model, not a curated record